Molecule: messenger RNA, 2816 nt
Organism: Daktulosphaira vitifoliae (grape phylloxera)
Lineage: Eukaryota; Metazoa; Arthropoda; Insecta; Hemiptera; Phylloxeridae
Product: polycomb protein Scm-like
Exons: 4
Coding region: 614-1960 (448 amino acids)
Cellular component (GO): PRC1 complex
Molecular function (GO): protein binding
Source: RefSeq, a predicted model, not a curated record
AUUCCAUUAAAUAAAAAACAGUUUUCUUUGUCUAUUCUUCAGAGUCAUAGUUCAUCCUUACGCGUGUGACAUAAAUCGCGUUCUUUGCACGUUCAAAGCAUUACCAACUUAACUCGAAAUGUUCGUCUGUUUUAAUUACUGCCGAGAACUGUUAAAUAUUCAUGAAUGGAUUUUGUGUCGAGUCCAUAUAAAAAUAUGCGCGUGGUGAAUUGCGUUGUUCGACACGAGUUUCGUGUAAAGAAACGCUUCAUGUCUCAGUACCGACCGCGUGUGUGUGUGUGGAUUUUUUAAUUAAGCGUUACGGCUGUAUUGCGGCAAAACGGUUUGAUAUUGUUGUGAACGAUGUUUGAAUUUUUUUUUUUUUGUUGUGUAGGCAUAUAAUACCGCUUUUUACAUAUGAUUACUUUUUUCGCCAAAGACGACGACUCGUUCUACUUUGUGAAAGCGUAUCGGUCGCCGUAAGUAACUGCGGCGGCGGUUCAUUGACAACAACACAACAAAAUAAUAUAAACGUGAAACUAUUCGAAAACGAGAGCUCAAAAUCAGACCGAUACAAAUUUUUUUUUUUAUUCUCUCCAUACACCUCUUCUUUUUCUCUUCUCACACGCGGUUAAUGACGACCAUAGAACGCUGUGCGUCCGUAUGGCGUUGUGUUUGUAUCAUGACACUCGCUGGUAGCGACGAAACGGUUCGGACCGUGGACAUCAAAAGAGACAUCGACGCAUUUGGUUUGUCGAAGGGCCGCCGUCCGGGCGUCGCCGGCAUGCAGAUCGAGCAUCCCAUCAACAACAACACGUCCAACACCAAUAACAAUAACAAAGUGGCGGCCGCUGACGUGAAAACGGAAAGGCUGAGUCCGGCGGCGGCCGGCGAUUCGGCGUCGUCCCGUAGCGGCACACCGUCUUCCUCGUACCCGGGUACGCCUCCCGGUUCGGCGGCCGCAGCCGACCGAGUGGCCAGUCCCGCGCCCAACCCUCUGAACCGCAACUGCAGUGACCUGAUACGAAGUCUGGCCGCCAAAUAUCAAAACGCCAAUUCCAGCGAGUAUUCGUCUUCACGGAAUGGAUUGCACAUGGGCUUUCUGUCGACGGCGGGUAAAGAACACGGUGACAAUCUUCUGCACCCGGCAUUCCCAUUCCUUGCACCUACCAUACCGGGCACCAGCGUGCCCAUGUUUCCACCUAUGAUGGACAUGUCGUCCACUCAAGCUCUUCUGUCCAUGGUGCGGUCGUCGCAAAUCGACGCUUUUAUGAGUAAAACCGGCGGUGCCACCAAGCGAUCGAGUUCGUCUUCAUCCUCGUCGUCCAAUCCUCACCUGCCUUCAGAACAGAAUCCUUUGGACCUGUCGUCGUCCGGUUCAUGCAAAAAGCCACGCAAGUCGGCCGGCAUCAGCCCUUGGGACGGCGCCGGUUCGUUCGCUGACACCUUUCUCAACAUACCCGCUUUCAGCAUGGCGUUGCAAAAAUCUCGAGAAAAAGCGGUCGGCGGUAAUGGCAAGCGGCUGGGAAGCGUUUCUCCAAAACCGGCAAAAUCGUCGUCUAAACCUUCGGCGUCCGGUUGUCAAGCCGCCGCCAGCCGGACGUUGCCGUGCGUGUCUUCCUGUUCAACGGCAUCGGCCACGACCACAUCGGACAAGCACACGUGUCCCAACACGGCCGAGAAAUCUGCAGUGGCCGCUUGGACUGUGGACGACGUGUGCGAUUUCGUCAACUCCAUCGACUUGUGUGCUGAAUAUUCCCAGCGUUUUCGAGAUCAGUCGGUCGACGGCACCGCUCUUCCAUUGCUCAGUGAAGAUCAUCUGACUGGCACGAUGAACAUGAAAUUAGGACCAGCUCUUAAAUUCCGGGCAGUCUUGGCGCAAAAGUUGGGAAACUGUGUCGUAUGUAUGCAUUGUGCUCACUGUCAUGGAGCUCAGCCGCAUGUUCCGAGAACUACACCCAGUCCCAGCAACUCGUCUUAGUGUUGUUGUCGUUAUGAUUGUUUUUUUUUAAUCCGUCCACUAGCAGUAUUUAAUUAUUAAGCGACCACAAUUGUUAACAACUUUUUUCGAAACAAUUUCUAUCAGAACAGUAUUGUUAAAUUUUUUUGAAUCUGAAAACGGACAGUGUUUUCCAAGUUAUUGAAGUUUUGUUGUUUAUUUUAUUCAUGUUCUAUGUUUAGUUUUUUAGAAGAUAAUUAUAUCUAUUAGGUUAAAAGGGUUUAAUAAAUACAUUUAUUGAUUGUAAUAUUUUACAUAACUAUAAAGAUUUUAUAAAUGUUGAGACAAUAAUAAUAUUUUAUAAUAAAUUUAUCUCUAAAAUAACUUAUAGAAAAUCGUUAAAGAUUGUUUAUUUUAACAACCAAUUUAUUAAACAAUAACUGAAUAUUUUGAACGGUUAAUAAAUGUAAGAUCCUUGCAGUAUGUAUUCUAUAGUACUUAAAUAGAUUUUAAUUGGUAUUUUGUGUAAAAUUACAAAUUAAUGACGUUGAUUUACCAAUUUAUUAAUUAUUCUUAUGUAUAAAGUUAUUCCACAAACAUAUAGUUGCUGUGGAUUGUUGAUGUUUAUAUAGAUUUGUUUAUACAUAUUAUUAUUAUAUACAUAGAUAAUAUUCAUAAAGUUAUUAUUUUUUUUUUGUAAUUUAAAUAUGUUAAAGGAGAAAUUAACUGUAUUUUCUCGGAUAAUCAGGGCUGACCUAGUGCAAUUUAAACGCAAAUACCACUCAUAAUGAUCAAUGCAUCUUAGAUGAUUGUUUGUAUAUGAGUAAGGCAUUUUUCGUUUGAUUUUUUUAUUAUAAUUUUGUAAAUGUAUAAAAAUAAACGCCUUUUUGUGCAUUAA